AUGUGCGGCGCGGCGCUGUCGGGAGCGCUGUGGCUGUGGCUGCUAUGGGCCGGCAGCGGGGCCGGCGGCGGCUGUUCUGGGAGGUGCUGCCAGGGCCGGGACGCGGCCUGUGUCGGUGAAGGAUGGCGGGAGGGAGGGGGCCACGGAACCUGCUACUGCGACGCAGGGUGUCGGCGAGCCGGUGACUGUUGCAGCGACCACGGCCAGGCGUGCCCGGCUCUUCCAUGCGUGGUAGGGGAGUGGAGUCACUGGAGUGGCUGUGCAGAACACUGCCAACCCCACCUGCGGCUACGCAGGCGCUACAUGCAGCGGGAGCCUCAGAACGGGGGGGAGCUGUGUCCUGCUCUCGAGGAGAAGGCUGCCUGCCUGGAUUACCUGAAUUACCAGGGAGAGGACUGCGGCCAUGAACAUGUCCCUGCUUUCAUUGUUACCUCUGAAUAUGGUAAAGAAAGAAACCGACAAGCAGCAUCUUCUCCCUGGCCUCCAGACAAAGAAGAAGCUGGCUACUGUGUGGAAUUUAGAACAGAAUCCCUUUCCCUCCACUGUGCUUUGGAGACCCGGCCGUAUGCCCAAUGGAUGCAGUACCUACGAGAAGGACACACUCUGUGUGUAGCUUGCCAGCCUCCAGCUAUGAACAGGGACACUCAUCGCUGUUCUGGAGAUGGUCACAAUGCAGAUGGAGGGAAAAUUUUAUACUGGGAAGCAGUUGGCAACUCUCAGUGCCAAGGAACCUGGAAGAAGAUUCGGCAGCUGGAGCACUGUUCAUGUCCCCUAGUGCACAGCUUUAUUUUUACAUAAAAGUUUUAAAGACCU
This is a messenger RNA of Indicator indicator, 813 nucleotides long. It is a transcript of the gene SBSPON, whose product is annotated as somatomedin B and thrombospondin type 1 domain containing. Lineage: Eukaryota; Metazoa; Chordata; Aves; Piciformes; Indicatoridae. The coding region runs from base 1 to 798 and encodes 265 amino acids. The record is from RefSeq and is a predicted model, not a curated record. The transcript is spliced from 5 exons.